CUCUCCCAAACACACACACACACACACCAUCUUCCCUUUAGCUUUCCUCCGGAGAGCUUUUCAGUUUCUUUUGUUAUAUGGCUUUCAAUUUAAGUUUUAAUGGGUCAAAAAUAUUAUUUUAUUUCGUGUAUGUGUGGCCGGUGUUGUUGACGUCCACUUUCUCAAGCGAGGAAGGCCGGUGCUUUCACCUCACCUUGGAGAUCCCAUCUUGACUUGUCAAAGUGAAAAAUUUUGGGGAAAAAUGUGAGUCCUUCUUCGAGGGAAGACUCCAAGGAAAUGCCAGCAGGAUUUUACGGCUUUUGAACAGGAAAUAACCACGUUUUGCCACUCAUGGUUCAACAGCUCCUUUCAGCACAUUUUUAUGGAGUUUGUGAGAAGCAGCAGUGGCUAUUGCCCAGCACAACAUAGCAUCUUCGCAGACAAGUAGAUCUGAACUGAAAACCACACUUUGGAUUAACCAUCAAACGCUUUGUUUCUGACAAGAUUAGGAGAGAUAACAGACUUGGCCUGUUCAGUAUCUCCAGUUGUGUUCCUACUGCCUUGCAAUGUAUCUCCAAAUGGGGUGACUGAACUGCUGAACGUAAAAUUAUACAUGGUUUGAAGAAGAGUACAUAACAAGUGGGGUAAAAAAAGGAGGCUGAUUCAGAAGAUUCAAAGAAGAAUAUUUCCUUUUGCUGCAAUAAGAAACAUACAGUCAUAUGAACACAGUGCGCAUGUAUUGACUUGGAGAAAUUGUCCUUGUACUAAUAUACUUUGUGCCACUGAUUCUGACCCCCAUGGCUCGGAUAAAUCGCCCUGCGCCUGUAGAAGUUAGUUACAAGCACAUGAGGUUUCUCAUUACCCACAAUCCUACAAAUGCCACACUGAGUGCAUUUAUAGAGGAGCUACAAAAAUAUGGUGUGACCACUCUUGUGAGAGUAUGUGACGCCACGUAUGACAAGACUCCACUGGAGAAUGAAGGUAUUGAUGUAAUCGAUUGGCCGUAUGACGAUGGUGAUCCACCUCCAAACAAAGUUGUGGAUGACUGGCUUAAUUUGCUUAAAACUAAGUUCAGUGAACAGCCUGGUAGCUGUAUCGCAGUCCAUUGUGUUGCUGGUCUUGGGCGGGCUCCUGUAUUGGUAGCAGUUGCUCUUAUUGAAAGUGGAAUGAAGUAUGAAGAUGCGAUUCAGUUCAUCAGACAGAAACGCAGAGGUGCCAUCAACAGCAAACAGCUCUUAUACUUGGAAAAGUAUCGGCCAAAGAUGAGACUUCGAUUCAAGGCCCAUAAUAAUCACAAGAACAAUUGCGCCAUCGUAUGAAUUUGAACACUUUCAGCCAACAAUGGUUUACAGUGAUUUUUAUAAAAAAUAAAAUGCCAUUGGGUUUCCUGUCUUCAAA
Messenger RNA from Stegostoma tigrinum, 1377 nucleotides. RefSeq names its product protein tyrosine phosphatase type IVA 3-like. Gene Ontology annotation, biological process: protein dephosphorylation. The record is from RefSeq and is a predicted model, not a curated record. The transcript is spliced from 7 exons. Gene Ontology annotation, cellular component: nucleus. Gene Ontology annotation, molecular function: protein tyrosine/serine/threonine phosphatase activity. The coding region runs from base 777 to 1298 and encodes 173 amino acids. NCBI's taxonomy places the organism in Eukaryota, Metazoa, Chordata, Chondrichthyes, Orectolobiformes, Stegostomatidae.